Molecule: messenger RNA, 2245 nt
Organism: Amphiprion ocellaris (clown anemonefish)
Lineage: Eukaryota; Metazoa; Chordata; Actinopteri; Pomacentridae
Gene: trnt1
Product: tRNA nucleotidyl transferase, CCA-adding, 1
Exons: 7
Coding region: 203-1486 (427 amino acids)
Biological process (GO): RNA processing
Molecular function (GO): RNA binding; nucleotidyltransferase activity
Source: RefSeq, a predicted model, not a curated record
UCUGUUUGUUAUAUCUACUGCCUCACCGUCGACAUGACACCUGUUACUCACGUGUUCUCAAUGUAAAAACAACAUGACAGGUGCACGCCGACCGCUAACGGUCAGAAGCAUGACUUCAGCGGCAUGUAGUUAGCUAGCUCAAUAGUAGCGGACAAACGUAAACAAACAGAAACCAGUUACGACGUUUGUGUUCUUUGUGCAGAUGUGGAGCAGAAUAUUGAACCCUGGUGUGAUUAGCAAAGCAAGUAUUUCUUUGAGGAGUCUCUUUACCAUGCGGCUGAAGACCAGCGAGUUCCAGUCACUGCUCUCUGAUGGGCUAAAUGGAUUAGCAGAGGUGUUUGAGAAGAACCAGCAUGAGCUGAGGAUAGCUGGAGGUGCUGUGCGAGACCUUCUGUCUGGAAAGCGGCCUGAAGAUGUGGACUUUGCCACCACAGCCACUCCAGAGGAGAUGAAGGGCAUGUUCCAGUCUGCUGGGAUUAGAAUGAUCAACAAUAAAGGAGAGAAGCACGGGACCAUUACUGCAAGACUACACAAUGAGAACUUUGAGGUGACCACGCUGAGAGUGGAUGUUCAGACAGAUGGACGUCAUGCAGAAGUAGAAUUCACCACUGACUGGCAGAAAGACGCUGAGCGGAGAGACCUCACCAUCAACUCCAUGUUUCUAGGUCUUGAUGGCACAUUAUAUGACUAUUUUAAGGGAUAUGAGGACCUGCAGAACAGGAAAGUGCGGUUUGUUGGCAGCGCAGAACAAAGGAUUCAAGAAGACUACCUGAGAAUACUGCGAUAUUUCAGGUUUUACGGCAGGGUGGCUUUGGAAGCUGACGACCACGAGCCAGAGACACUGACCGCCAUCAGGGAAAAUGGUCGCGGACUGGCAGCUAUAUCAGGAGAACGAAUUUGGAUGGAACUGAAGAAGAUGGUGGUUGGUAACCACGCUGGUCAUCUGUUGGAGCUGAUUUAUAAGCUGGACCUGGCCCAGUACAUAGGUUUACCUCCAGAUGGCGACGUUGAUGAGAUGAAGCGAGUGUGGCGGAACGCUAAAGACCACUCGCCAAAACCCAUGACCAUCCUGGCUGCUCUGUUCCACUGCCCAGAGGAGGUGGAAAAGAUGGACAUCAGGCUGAAGGUGUCCCGAGAGGAGAAGAAUCUGGCUCUGUUCCUGGUCAGAAACAGACGGGAGCUCUGCAAGAAUGUAGAUGAGCCGGACAGCCUGAAACCUUUCACUGACUUUAUUAUUGACAGUCGGGAGCUGGAUUCCCAGAGUAAAGUCUGCGAGCUGCUAAAGUAUCAAGGUGAGCACAAGCUGCUGUCAGAGCUGUGCCAGUGGUCCAUCCCGCGCUUCCCCAUCAGCGGUCACGACCUGAGGAAGAUGGGAGUCACGUCAGGCAAGGAGAUAGGCGCCACCUUACAGAAGCUCCGCGACAUCUGGAAGAAAAGUCGCUACCAGAUGGACAAAGAUGAACUCCUUACAUACGUAAAGCCUUAGAUGAGCAGAAAAGCAAAUGUGUUUCUGUGCUUCAGACAAAAAUACAACCUGGACAAAUGAUGCUGUCAUUGUUUGAGCAGUAUGAUGCUUAUUGUUAAUACACAAUAUAAAAAGUGAAUGGCUGCUGAUGAAUGUCAUUUCAGCCUAAAUUACCCUUGGGCCCCUUUUGUUCAUGUGCAUUGCUGUGGAAAUCUGAAUAGAUUACUUGGUGUGUCUCACAGCUGCCAUCAUAUGACAAAAUGUGUACUGGAAGCAUAUUUCACCGUAUGCAUAACCAGACAACUCUGUGAUUUAUGGAAAUGGUGAAAUUGCUGCUAUGCCAAGGCUCAGACAAAUGAAAUCUUAAGUUUUUUUUUUUUUCACGUUCACGCUUUAGACGGAUGUGAUGAACGAAGAUGAAACAUGUAAGCAGGAAUCUGUCAUUUAUAGUGGAUUCAAAUAUCAGACCUGUCACACUGGGUAAGUUUUCAUUAUUACAACAAUUAUGUACAUCAGUGAUAGUUUUUGUUUUCUGGGUUGCUGUUUUGCAUAACUGCAUUUGUGUUAUCUUAUUUCUUUGCUUUGUUUUCUUAACAAAAGACUCUAAGUUCUAUAUAAAAAAGGGGGAUACCUGUUUGGAUGGACUUCUUUGCAUGCUGUGUAGAAUACAAAGAAAAGCCUAUAUGUGUAAAAUCCCGACAUUUCUAUGGCUUUGCUACUGUGAGAAAUAAAUAUUUUCCAAGCUGGAGUGAGGUUGCUCCUCCCUCCUGCAGAGAUGAA